Molecule: messenger RNA, 1521 nt
Organism: Sclerotinia sclerotiorum 1980 UF-70
Lineage: Eukaryota; Fungi; Ascomycota; Leotiomycetes; Helotiales; Sclerotiniaceae
Exons: 5
Coding region: 1-1521 (506 amino acids)
Biological process (GO): glycerol metabolic process; triglyceride metabolic process; glycerol-3-phosphate biosynthetic process
Cellular component (GO): mitochondrion
Molecular function (GO): glycerol kinase activity
Source: RefSeq, a predicted model, not a curated record
AUGAGCGCAACAAUCGCAAAGAAUGCCAAAUCACAGCAUUGGGUCGUUAUAUAUCUUGUAAUACCUGCGAUAGCGUGGCACGAGCAUAAUCCUCUUGAGAUUAUUGAUUCAAUAGAAGCCUGCAUCGAAGGCGCUGUCAAGCAGUUCGAAGAAAAAGGCCACUCGGCGAGACAGAUCAAAGCCGUGGGACUCACGAAUCAACGAGAAACAACGGUUGUCUGGGACCACGUAACAGGAGAACCCCUUGCAAAUGCCAUUGUUUGGACAGAUACCAGAAACCAAGCCUUGGUCAGGAAAUUAAAAACUCGGCUUGGAUCUGAUCAACUGCAACGCCUUUGUGGUCUUCCAUUAUCAACGUAUCCUUCUGUUGGCAAGCUUUUGUGGUUGAUUGAAAACAAUCGUAGAGUUGCAGAUGCAUAUGCUCGUGGUCGUUUAGCGUUUGGAACUAUAGAUUCUUGGGUCAUUUACAAGCUUAAUGGCGGACCAAAGAAGAACGUAUUCGUCACUGAUCCCACGAAUGCAUCCCGUUCGAUGUUCAUGAACUUACAUACUCUCCAGUAUGAUGAGCAGCUUCUGGAUUUCUUCCGAUUUGAUAUGGAUAGAAUUCAUCUUCCUAAGAUUGUCCGCUCCUCGGACCGCGAAUCCUUUGGCACUCUUACAAAGGGAGUUUUAAAAGGAGUUCCAAUCACGGGUGUACUUGGCGAUCAAAGUGCAGCACUCGUGGGGCAGAAAGGUUUUACUCCAGGCAGAGCGAAAAGCACAUACGGAACAGGCUGCUUCCUACUCUACCAUGUUGGUAAUAAGCCUGUAAUCUCUACACAUGGGCUUUUGAGUACGGUCGCUUACGACUUUGACGGUAAACCACAAUAUGCUUUGGAAGGAAGUAUCGCCGUCGCAGGCUCCAGUAUUAAAUUCCUUCAAAACAACCUUGGCUUUAUCGAUUCUUCAGCUAAGGUCAGUCAGCUUGCCGAGACGGUAGAGGAUAACGGUGGUGUCACUUUCGUGACAGCAUUCAGUGGGUUAUUCGCUCCAUACUGGUACGACGACGCUCGUGGUACCAUUUUCGGUAUUACAGCGUAUACGCAAAAAGGUCAUAUCGCUCGCGCAACCUUGGAGGCAACGUGCUUCCAAACGAAAGCCAUCUUGGACGCGAUGGAAAAGGAUAGUGGAAAGAAACUUGCUGAACUCGCCGUCGAUGGUGGCAUGAGCAACUCUGAUCUCUGUAUGCAAGUAAGCUCCAUUGCCAAACCCCUUUUAUUUUGGAUGAUGUCUAAAAUGCUUCAGACUCAAGCCGAUCUUAUUUCGAUCCCGGUUGAACGACCAAGAAUGUUGGAGACAACAGCAUUAGGUGCCGCUAUCGCUGCAGGAUUCGCCGUUGGGAUCUGGAAAACUUUCAACGAACUGAAAAAUAUUAAUACUGUAGGUAAAACUGUGUUCCAUCCCAAAAUCACCCCGGAGGAGAGCAAGGAGAGGUUCUCGCGAUGGUCAAAGGCAGUCGAAAUGUGUAAGGGUUGGUUAUAA